Halichondria panicea is the source of this 4264-nucleotide messenger RNA. RefSeq lists its product as uncharacterized. Gene Ontology annotation, molecular function: protein binding. Gene Ontology annotation, cellular component: ciliary inversin compartment. The transcript is spliced from 15 exons. Gene Ontology annotation, biological process: protein localization to ciliary inversin compartment. Bases 197 to 4204 code for a protein of 1335 amino acids. NCBI's taxonomy places the organism in Eukaryota, Metazoa, Porifera, Demospongiae, Suberitida, Halichondriidae. The record is from RefSeq and is a predicted model, not a curated record.
AAAAGGGGGCGGUGUAUCUGGUUCUGCUGCAUGCUGUACUUGUGCUGUACUAGCACUGUUCUGACAGAAAUAAGUACUGAGGAUCAUAUCAGGAGUUCUGGUCCAUGUUACGUUAACCAAUACUUUGGCUGGAGUUCCUAAUUUUUGAUCACGAUCUGUAUUGUUCCUGAGAGAUCCUGAUCUGACUGACUCGACUAUGGCAACACCCUCAUUUAUAAGUGUUGAUAAGCACAGAAACGUUCUACAGGGCAUUAUAUUGACUGCAGUCUACUGUAAACACAAUACUGCAAUUCAUAGAGCAGUGGAGGUCAUCAGAGAACAGAAACUGGAUGAGAAAGACAAACAGAAAGGGGGAAAACAAAGUCUGGACUUUCUACCCUCCAAACACGCACAGGUUAACCCAGAGUACCGGUCCCACUCUCCUCUCAUGCUGGCCUGUCAAAGAGGUGAUAUAGACAGAGUCAGACUGUUGCUGGACGAGGGAGCAUCUGCUGCCUUCAAAAACAAGGAAGGGCUGAAUGCUCUUCAUAUUGCUUGUAACACUGGGAAUCUGGAGAUCUGUCAACUCUUGCUCGAUAAGGCAAACAAUCAAAAUCGCUUUGGGAUUAACAAGCAGCAUGAUUCGGAUAUAUCCAUCCUUGUCAAUGCCAAAGAAAAGAGAGGUUGGACUCCAUUGAUGUAUGCUGUCAAGGGAGACCAUCUGGACAUUGUCACUGAGCUGGAGGACACUGAUGUUUUAGAUUACUCUGUGAUCAAUAAGAAGGGAGCCAACUUCCUCCACAUAGCCUGCAGUGAAGGUAGUGACAAAACUCUUCGUCACAUUAUUGGCGACCUUCCACCCCUGCUUCCUGAUGUUCUAAAGGAGCUAUUUAUGGCAACAGAUAAAAUUGGCUGGAAUAUAAUCCACUAUGUUUGCUCUAAUCGCAAGAGCCCUAAUCUCACCGAAUGGCUGUUGGAAAAUAUGACAGUGAUCAGUGAUGAGGACAAGUCUGACCUUCUCAAGCAGAAAACGAAGGCUGGAUACUCCCCUUUUCUGACAGCAUGUGAGUAUCAGAAAGUGGAUGCAGCGAAUUACCUGGUUGGGCGGUCAGAUGUGGAUGUGUCGGACUUUGUUGAGGAAAGCAGUGAUGAUGGAGAGAGAACAGGAGAGAAGAGUGCUCUCCAUAUCGCAGCUAUUCAUGACUCAGCAGAGAUCGCAAAGGCUCUCUUAGACAAGGGGUGCAAAGCUGAUCGGAAGGACAUAAUGGGAAACACAGUCCUCCAUGUAGCACGAGCAAAGUCAAGUGAGAGAGUAGAAAAGGUUAUUCUCGCAACUGAACAUGGUAAAGCUCUCCACGAAGAGAAGAACCAGGCUGGUCAGUCUCCUAGGGAUGUGGAACCCGAAGACAUUAUUCCCCCCGAGAUUGUGAAGCGUGGAUCCGUUUUCAUCGAAAGUUACAAGCAAGCGUUAAGACAAGGGAAGAAAAAAAUUCCUCGAUGUGGUCUGUUGUUUCUCGGGGAAGCACGCAAAGGCAAGACAAGUCUCUAUAAACUGAUCGUUGGGAAAGAAUUUGAUCCGAACCAAAAAUCAACUCGUGGCAUUGACAAUAAUGAAGUGGAUACAGUCGAUUCUCGAGCAGUCACAAUGCAGUGGUCUGAAACAAGCGAGGGAGACCAGCAAAGAGAGAGAGAUGAAAUGCAUGCAUUGGCUAUUAUCAAAGGGCUUCCAGAGGAAGUGAAAAAGCAAGCAGCUUCUCAGAAGUUUCAAGAAAAAUCUUUGGGUGAGCUUCUCCGAAGAAUAGAGGAUAUUAACACGAAAAUCAACAAAGAAACGAAGCCUCUGGUUCCUAAAAUAAAUUUGCGGAAGGAACGUGAUCCAAUUUUAGACUCGUACUCAUUUCUUUCGAGUGAUCCUCGACCAUCGAACACUCCUACUGACCAACAAGUGAAACUGGCACCAGUAGAAAAUUCUCCCUCACCACCUCCAGUUCUCAAUUCAAGUGCAGCUAACACAUUGAUAGCGCCAGAGAAAAUUGAAUUUACUCCCAAGCCUCCAUCAAAACCACAAGUCCCCAAAGUUUCCCAAGUCAAAAAGUCUGUUUCCCAACCUUUACCUGUGUCUACUAAAAUCGUACCCCCUGAGCGAAGUAUCAGUGUAUGCAGUCGGUUAGAAGCUAAAAUCGUCAACAAUGCAUUUAAAAACCGGAAACAUCUGAUGAAGGAUACAAAGCCAACCCUUAUACUGAAUGUCCUGGAUUUCGCUGGCCAAGAAAACUACCGACCAAUGCAUCACUGCUUCAUCAGGAGACGAUCCAUGUACAUUGUGGUGUUCAAUUUGCAAGAUAUGCGGGAAUAUCUGCUUCAACCAAAUUUCCAACCCAAUCCAAUGGAGGAAGUUCGGUACUGGUUGCAUUCGAUUCAUGCACACAUCUCUCCACCGGAACCAAAUGAGAAUGAAGAAACAGAAGACAAGUAUCAGAGAAGAGUAGUACUUGUAGGCACUCACCGCAAUCCUGGAAUUGGCAAAGAAGAAAUCACACAGGAUCAACUGAAAGAAAUCAAUAAGGAGGUACGAAAAGUGCUCGUGGAGGAUGAUAGAUGCGUAAAUCACCUUUGUAAAAUUAACGGAAGAUACUUCAUUGCAGUAGAAAAUUCAGUGACUGAUCCGAUCAACAGUGGAGCCUUAGAAGUCCGAAGUACACUCGACGGUAUAAGUAAGAAAUUGAAGUUUUUGAAUGAAGUAUAUCCCCUGUCUUGGCUUCGAUUAGAAGGUAAACUGAAAGAGAUGAAAAAUGACAUCAAACGAGAAAAGAAGAAAGGAGAAAUUGAGAGGUGCUGUCGAAAGAAUGAAAUGAUUAAAAUUGCUGAGCGCAAAGGUGUUCCACACCCCACUAAUGCCCUGGAAUUCUUUCAUGAUGUUGGGGAGAUAAUUCUUCUCGAUCGCGUGUCCAAGCUGCUUUUAAGUGAAAAGGAUGCCGAAAAGAUUAAGGAGUUGGUGAUAAUCGAUCCGAAAAUGUUAAUUGAAAUCAUGAAGAUUAUCAUGGAGUUAUCCAAAGAUAGUGACAAUAUUCUCUCAGGGAAAGAAGAACGAAAUUUACAGAGUGGUAUAAUCUCUUUUGCCGUUCUCGAAAGAUUGUGUCAACAAAUUCUCAAGUCUGAUAUAGUUGACGCUACAACACUGAGUGUAAUUCUACAAGCCUAUUGUCUGAUUCAUCCGACAUCUGGUAACGAUUCCCAGGCCGAUUCCGCCAGCUGUCACAGUGAUAGUCCAACCAACAAAUGCUUUGUUAUCCCUUCAAUGCUACCGGAGCUUCAAGAUGACAUGAUCGAAGAGGUAGCUCAAAGCACCAUUCCCUGGAUGGAAUUUUAUUUCGACUUUGAAAAGUUUCUACCUAUGGAAGUGUAUCACCGUUUGGUAUGCAUGUUGAUGGCAGCAGCUCAAAAGCAUCGUAGGAGAAGUCGUGUUUCUCGCUUCUUGUGUUGCUUUGAUAUGGUUCAUGACUGUAAAUGGAAAGUUCAACUGGAAGUUCUUCAGCAUAGAAUAAAGAUUUCUGUGAGGGUAUUAAAGGGAAAGAAACCUUCAGAAUGUAUCCAGCUCAUUCAUGAUGAGUACCUCAAGAGGAUAUGCCAAGAGAGUGGAUUUCAAGGCUUGAAGUAUCGUGCUGGCCCAAUGCUGCUAUGUCACUGUCCUCAACCGUCUGUCUUCACAUUUGUGGCUUUUGACGACAAUGAGCCUAAAAUCGAAGUUCCUGUUGGUGCAUGUCCUAAGUGUUUCGAGGAAUGGAAAGGAAGUGGAGAUAGCAGUGAAAAAGUUGAUGUUAUUCUACAAGAGCAAAUCUGUCAAAAUAGCCCAGAAACACCAGGAACUGGUGGACUGAGGACACUGACUGUUGAAGAACUGAAGGAGCGUACUAAAGUGACCGACUCUCAACUUGAUGGACAAAUUGAUGAAAAAGACAUGCUCGGACUUUCCGAUCACUUUGGUAAUGUGGAAGACUACAUGAUUCCCUUGGGACUAACCCAAAGCCAGCAAAGAGACGUAACAAACCUCCUGUCAGUAAAAAGAAGCACACAAAGUGCCGUGGCUGAGGCUUUGAGGUUGUGGAGAAAGCGCAACCCCUUUGCUGCCACCUACAGAGCACUCAUUGAGAUAGUACUGAAUGCCAACGAAGGCCAACUAGCAAUUGAUAUUUGCCAGCACUUGUGCUCACUUGACUCUACUUAGUAUUAAAAUACUAGUUUGUUUCAUGUUUCAUAGAUUUGUAUAAUCUUUAUCGACCCUGUC